Mercenaria mercenaria is the source of this 794-nucleotide messenger RNA. RefSeq lists its product as uncharacterized. The record is from RefSeq and is a predicted model, not a curated record. Bases 339 to 794 code for a protein of 151 amino acids. NCBI's taxonomy places the organism in Eukaryota, Metazoa, Mollusca, Bivalvia, Venerida, Veneridae. The transcript has 3 exons.
UCGAUAAACCUACACGAGGAACGUGACAUCGACUAGGAACUAACGUAAAUUGUGUAUACCUAUAUGGACUAAUAAACGUGAAAACGACGAGGUAAUAAUGGUACUUGUAUGUACAUACACGAAACCAGCAACUCGUAACCAACCAGACAUUAACAGAAAUUGCAUUCGGAAACAAACCAGCAGAAGUGACCCAGACUAGAUGAUACCGAAUUUUGCCGGAAUUUGUAUAUCUUUACUAGAUCUAUUUAGUAAAUGUGUGAGUAAAUGUGUCACUAAUAAAUUUUCUAUACAGAUUGGUGGUUUUCUUUUCGUUAGAUGCCGGGAGUUUUUGGCAGAGAAUGGUUCUAUGGAUAAGCAGGGACGAAUGGAGCUUUCUUACAUUCGGAUCAUAUAUGUGUGGUGGUAUGAUAAACGCCCAUAAAAAUGACAAGCACCUGUUCGUAUGUGAAGCUCCAAUGAUUGGUCGUUACGUUACACUACAAACAAAUGUACAUUCUGAUCCGGAUAUUGUGCCGUAUGAAUACUUGAACCUUCAGAUCAAUGAACUUAUCGUUUAUGGGAAAGCAACAAAAUGUGGGCGUCUCCUUGGAUUGAUGACUGACGAAGUAACAUUGGCACAAAUAACAACGUCAAGUUUCAUUGAUGGUUUUCAUAGUAACCAAUCAAGACUAAAUGAAAAUGGACCAGGAUGGUGUCCGAAAGUAGAGGAUAAAAAACCUUUCAUAAAGAUGGGAGUUUCCGGCCUCGAGGGUAACUGUUUAGGCGGUAACGAAGCUCCUGCCUAUAACCAGUGA